CACACAACGACCAACGACGGCGAUAUAUGUCUGUUAUUAUGAGUAUUGACUAUUGAGUGAUGGCUGAGGAUUGACGAAUUGAGCCGGACUACCUAAGUCUAGUCGACAGUUAUACACAUGCGUCUUGCAUAAUACUGUGUUACGACGAGUUUUUGAUAUUUUAUUAAUUUAUUAUCUCGAGGAUAUUGUUUGCAUUCGAAACGAUCGGGUUGUUAGAUUUUGUGCGAAUUUGUUUCUCCGUUGAGGUAAUGUCAUCGUUAAAUUGUAUCCUUUUCGAAUCGUCCAUCGGCUGUUAGCUGAUAUACCAAUCUACUUCCACUGCGUCUACGAGUCGUCUCCUUCAAGAUGAGCAAACCAGAUUUGAAAUUCGAACUGCACAAAAAAUAUUUCCAUCGCUCGUUGGACUUGUUGCCCGGCGAGAGUGCAGUGUUUGAUUAUUCGCGGCUCACCAUUCUGUAUUUCGCGCUCAUUGGUUUGGAUAUAUUGGACGGCUUAGAUUCGCUCUCCGACGACCGCAAGAAAGACAUCGUCGAGUGGGUGUACAGGUUGCAGUUGGUACCCAACGAAAAUUGUUCUGUGCACAAAUGUGGUUUCAUGGGUUCCACCACCAUCAUUCAUUUGAAGAAUCAUCCAGGUUCAGAAAAGUAUUGUGAAAGUAAUGUUGCUAUGACAUAUAUGGCAUUGUGUAUUCUGAUUACAAUGGGUGACAAUCUGAGUCGUGUUAAUAAGUCGGCUGUACUUCAAGGUGUAGCAUCUCUGCAAAAACCCGAUGGCAGUUUCAAAAGCAACUACGAAUAUGGUGAGAGUGACUUGAGAUUUGUGUACUGUUCACUUGCAAUAUGCAACAUAUUGAAUGAUUCUUCAGGUAUUAAUGUAAACAAUGCCAUUAAAUUUAUUUCAAAAUGUCUGAACUACGAUGGAGCAUUUGGACAAAACCCAGGAACUGAAUCGCACGGUGGUUCUACUUAUUGUGCAGUUGCAUCGUUAUCUCUGUUAAAUAAAUUAAAUAUUGUUUUAGAUGAUAAUAAAUCAAGAAUAUUAGAGCGCUGGGCAGUAAAUCGACAAACCAAAGGUGGUUUUCAAGGAAGACCUAAUAAAGAAGCGGACACCUGUUAUUCCUUCUGGUUGGGUGCUACACUCAGUAUUAUAGGAUCAUUAAAUAGAAUAAAUCCAGAGAGAAAUAGGGCUUUUGUUCUACUUAAUGCCAACUUGAUAACUGGUGGAUUUAGUAAAAACAUGGAGUCUAUACCAGAUCCAAUGCAUACCUGCUUAAGUUUGUGCGGAUUAAGUUUGAUUGGUGAAGAAAACCUAAACCCUAUUAAUCCUGCAUUAAAUAUUACCGUGAGGGCAACAAAUUAUUUAAAGCAAAUUCAAAGAGAUUGUAUUUCACCGAACAAAGAUAUAUUAAAUUCAGAUAAUGAUAAUUAAAUUAUCUAUCUAUAUUAAAUGUUAAUUUUUAAGAUAAAAUAAAAUAAGCGAUUAGUCAACUUAAACUAUGACUGAUUUAUACUUUUUUUUUACAACUAUGACAAUUAAAAAUAUAUCAAAUAAAUAUGUCUCCUAUAUUAUUGUUAAUAUUAACAAAUUGAACAUUAUUUUCUAUUGAACUUUUCAGAUUUAACCAAGUACCAGCGA
Melanaphis sacchari is the source of this 1635-nucleotide messenger RNA. RefSeq names its product geranylgeranyl transferase type-1 subunit beta (gene betaggt-I). Bases 346 to 1428 code for a protein of 360 amino acids. The transcript has a single exon. Lineage: Eukaryota; Metazoa; Arthropoda; Insecta; Hemiptera; Aphididae. Gene Ontology annotation, biological process: protein geranylgeranylation. Gene Ontology annotation, molecular function: CAAX-protein geranylgeranyltransferase activity. Gene Ontology annotation, cellular component: CAAX-protein geranylgeranyltransferase complex. The record is from RefSeq and is a predicted model, not a curated record.